AUGUCGGGAAAUGGCGAGACUUCCAAGGCAGAAAUAAUUGUUACAUCUGUUGACAUACCACUAUUCAACGAUUUUGAGCUCGUUCCUCACUCUUCAACGCUCAUUGAACUCUCCAGGUUGUAUCCGGCUCCAUUCAACAAUUCCGAAUCAAAGCGUGGUCCAAAGCGGCCACUGUGGUGA
Molecule: messenger RNA, 180 nt
Organism: Fomitiporia mediterranea MF3/22
Lineage: Eukaryota; Fungi; Basidiomycota; Agaricomycetes; Hymenochaetales; Hymenochaetaceae
Exons: 2
Coding region: 1-180 (59 amino acids)
Source: RefSeq, a predicted model, not a curated record